This is a messenger RNA of Pecten maximus, 3263 nucleotides long. RefSeq names its product BTB/POZ domain-containing protein 6-B-like. NCBI's taxonomy places the organism in Eukaryota, Metazoa, Mollusca, Bivalvia, Pectinida, Pectinidae. Gene Ontology annotation, biological process: neurogenesis. Gene Ontology annotation, cellular component: cytosol. The record is from RefSeq and is a predicted model, not a curated record. Gene Ontology annotation, molecular function: protein binding. The transcript is spliced from 3 exons. The coding region runs from base 101 to 1609 and encodes 502 amino acids.
UCGUUAAUCGAUUAUCGCCCUUGAAUAUGAUGCAUGCUGGGAUAUGUCACUUUUAUAUACAACAAUGUUGUUUACUGUCUAGACUCGAAAUUGUUUCUCUAUGAACAGAAAACUAACGAUGGAUAAGCCAAUGAAAACCGAGCCCAAGAGCUGCCUGUUUGCUAAGCCCUCUCGUGAGUAUUCUGAUGAAGAAGUCAAUCAAGAGGUUCCCCAAAACUUUGGAGGCAAGUUGCCAGUUCAGCGCCAGAUUCGACAGACAGAACCACCUUGGCAGCUUCCUCGCAGUCCCCCACCAUCCCUCCCCAAUGCUAAGGCCAGUGAGGAAUUUAAUUGGCAGGCUAAUAUGACAAAUGUCCGAGAGAGAAAUGCAGUCAUGUUCAACAACCCCUUAAUGGCAGAUGUAUAUUUCAAUGUGGGAAGUGCACCACACAGCUGUCAGAAGAUCCCAGCUCAUAAAUACAUUCUUGGUGUUGGAAGUUCUGUGUUCUUUGCAAUGUUUUAUGGUGGUUUAUCUAACCAACAGCUCGAAAUAGAUAUACCAGAUGUGGAACCUGCAGCAUUUCUUAAUCUCCUCAGGUACUUAUACUGUGAUGAAACCAAAGUUGAACCAGACAAUGUACUUGCUACAUUGUAUGUAGCUAAGAAAUAUCUAGUGCCUCAUUUGGCCAGGGCAUGUGUACGCUACCUGGAAACUAGCCUUAGUGCACACAAUGCUUGUGUUUUGCUAAGUCAAGGACGUUUGUUUGAGGAACAAGAACUAAUGCAUAGGUGUUGGGAGGUGAUUGAUGCACAGGCAGAAGAAGCAUUAAAGUCAGAGGGAUUCUGUGAUAUAGACAUAAACACUCUCAAAACUGUCCUUGGUAGAGAAACCCUAAAUGCCAAAGAAAUUUCUGUGUUCAAUGCUGCCUGUCGCUGGGCAGAUUCUGAAUGUAGGCGCUGUGAAAUAGAGCCCACUUCUGAAAACAAACGUAAAGUAUUAGGGGAUGCCCUGUUCUUAAUUCGUAUCCCUACCAUGAAGCUUAAUGAAUAUGCAAAUGGUCCUGCCCAGUCUGGCAUUUUGACAUUACAGGAAAGUAAUGAUAUUUUCAUUUACUAUUCAGCUAGAAAACGUCCUGAACUGAACUUUCCACUGAAACCUCGUAAAGGUCUGAAGCCCUACCGAUGUCACAGGUUUCAGUCCUCUGCCUAUCGUAGCAAUCAGUGGCGUUACAGGGGCAGAUGUGACAGCAUACAAUUUGCAGUAGAUCAGAGAAUUUUCAUCGCUGGGUUUGGUCUUUAUGGCUCCAGUAGUGGUGCAGCUGAGUAUACAGUGAGAAUGGAACUGAAGAAAAAUGGCAACACACUUGGACAUUGCUUCACUAAAUUCUUCUCUGAUGGGUCUAGCAACACAUUUUCUGUAAUGUUUGAUAACCCCAUACAGAUUGAGCCAGACCAGUUCUAUAAUGCUAGUGCUGUGUUAGAUGGGGGAGAAUUGAGCUAUUUUGGCCAAGAGGGUCUUGCUGAGGUCCAGUGUGACAAAGUGACCUUUCAGUUUCAGUGUUCUUCAGACAGUACUAACGGUACAGGAGUACAGGGUGGACAGAUACCGGAGAUCAUUUUCUACUGCUGAUAGUGUUAAAACAUUUCAAUCUAUGCACAACUUGUAAUUAAUAUCUAAGUGCUGCCCUGUUGCAUUACAGCUGAUGUAAAGUGAUUUAAGUAUAAGUUAGUCACUUACACCUUGACUCAGGUUUUCUAUAUGUUAAUACAUGAGCUAGUCCAUGUCAAUUGAAGAUUUCCUUAAAUGUGUACUUUGAUUCAUGUAUCCUCAUGAUCAUGAUCAGUUAACAUGGGUACCAUGAUAGCAUUUACUGAUAAACAAUGAAACCUCUUCUUAGUUAUUAAUUCAAGUUUGAAACCUUCUGUUAUAAAAAUGGUUGUAUUUAUGGGUUGAAAUUUAUAUAUUUUUGUAUAAAUAUGAAAAGAAUCAAACGCACUGCAAACUAUUUUCUAUGUCUGGUAGGGAAAUGUUUUUAAAGCAUAUACAAUUUUUAGUCCUUUUAAUUCAUAAAAAUAACCAUGAAAAUGCAAACAUCUUUAUGGAUUUUUCAAUUUUAGUUGUAAAUUGGAUUUUUUUACUUCCAACCAUAUAAGCAAAUAUUAACUGUUAUUUUUUUACAUCAAAUUUGUAGCAAUUCAAGCACAAAAGUAUUUCCCUAUAUAUUAAAGAAACAUUUGAGACCAUUUAAUAUUUGGUUGGGCAUCAUGGCAUGAUUUUUAAUUUGUUUGUUGUUAAUGAUAAUAUAACAAUAUGAUGUAGAUGUAUUCAUCUGUCAAAACAGCUUUAAAUAUUAUGAUUAGAAAAUAUUGAUGUUAAGUUUUUUGGUGUUGUAUGCUUUCAUUAGUUUCAUGUUAAGUAAUUUGAUUCAGCAUUAAUGUGAAGCUAGUGCAUUAUAUGUAUAUAUACAUAUUGGAAAUGUAGAUCUCUAUAGAUAUACAUUGCAUGAAUAAUAUGAAUGGUUUACAGAGAGCUGUUGAACAGCAGUACAUGUUAAUUUGUGCAAUAAAGAGCAUUUUCCAAACUUGGAAAUUGUUAGUACCAUUAUCAGUUUUUAUAUAAAAAUCAUUUAGGUAUGGACUUAUUAUAAGAAAAAUAUCUCAACAAUACCUUUGGCAAAUUUACAAAACAAUAUUUCAUCUAAAUUUGACAAUAUACAGUACAUAAAAGUAAAAUUGUAUUACCUCAUUACGUAUACCUAGAUCCUAAUAAGGUCAUCAUGAUCAAGUGAAAAUAGAAAUUCUGGCAAGAUAUAUAUGAUCUUAAUUGCAGUAGGACAGACUAUUUAUGCCACUUAUACCAUAUGCCAUAUAAACUGCAUGAUCAAAACAUGACAAUGACAUGCACUUUCAGGUACAUAUACUGGUGUUUUAUGAACUUGUACAUGUGCAUUUGUGAAAUUCAUUUCAUUUUAUAUUUCAUGGAAAUCUAUCCAAUUUUAGCUUCUGUAGGAGUCGUCUUGAUCAAUGGCCAUGACUAUGAUUACACUUUUCAGUAUGUCCAAUGUGCAUUUCUGGUAAUUAAUUAAAAAAAAAAAAACAUCUCUCUAGGUAUAUUGCAGACAUAUUAGAUAACACAAAGUUUUUUCAUUAGAAAUACUAAAGCCAAGAUCUCAAAUGUGGUGUACUUUACAGAAUUAACAAUAUAGAUACUAUAUUUACAAAUUUCAAGCCACCUGAUGUAAACUAAUAAAUCUGUUGAAAAAUUAAAAUAAUUAUAACAAUAA